CUCUGGCGGUAAAGACGACAAUUCCCAGUCCCUUUCUCGCCUUCGGACCCCCUCCCCCCUGUCUCCAUCAUCCUCUCUCUUGCAUCCUCUCUUUCUUUCUAAUCCAAGUUAGUUCUCCAUUCUUCUGUGUCCAAUCUCUGAGAAAAAUCCCACAGUUUCUCCAAUACUGCAUCGACUUUGUCUUGUUAUUGUACAACAUACUAACAAUAAUACAACUGACACAUUGCCUAGUUUACAACUUGUAUUUGAUAUACUACUGCUGCUAUGUGGUCCAAAGUAUGUGCACACAUGAUUUUUUCAUCUCAUAAACUUACAAAUUAUUAAUUCAAAUUCUUUUUUUAUAUGUCUGGCUCUGAUAUAAAAGAUCCAUCCUCCAGUGGUGGUGGUGGUGGGUAUGAUGAUGAAGAAGAAGAACAAGAACAAGAACAAGUUACUAGUAGCCCAGCAAAAAGGGAUGGUCUAAAGAAGGAAACUGGACAAGGGGGUAAUAAAGAACCCAAAAGGGUGUCUAUAUUUCGAUUUGGGAAGGCCAAGAAAAAGCUGAAGCUGUUGCAGAGUAAUAGGAGGAGGAGGAGGAGGAGGAAGGCUGGUUUCAUAAAUUCAGGGGGGUGUUUUGGGAGAGGUGGAGGGGAAGGUGGGGUGGUAGAGGGUUGUUGUUGCUUGUGCACAAAGCAACCGCAGGCAGUGGAUUCCUCAGGUGAGUCGCCACCCACCAGUGAUCCUAAUAGUAAGGAGUUUACUUAUGACAUGUUGAAAGUUUUUAUUGAAAAGAAUGAUUUUUAUGCUGCAGAUUGUAAUCCACAUUUGGAUUCCAGUUAAAUUUUGUAUAAGAUGAUUAGAAGUGAAAGGAGAAAUUUUCAAGGGAAUUGCUUGGUUGUUUUAAUUUUCAAUUGGACUCCUCCACUCAUUCCUCGUAAAAAAGAUUCAAAAAGAUGAUUUUUUUUCUUUUUUUUUUUGUAAAAAUUUUGAGUAUUUGAUAUUCGAUUACCUUGCAGAGGCUUUUGUGGGGAACAUAAAUCAAAAUGCAAAAUUCGAGGUGAAUGAUUUCAAAGGUGUAGGAACUGUAGGGAUAUAAAGAUCAAAAUUUGAUAUCUGUAUACUUUCUUGAAUAUUCGAUGCAUGUCGGUUUAUGAAUAAAGAUCAAAAUACUGGGGAAGUAUGUCAGUUUAUGAUAUUCGAUGAAGUAGCAUGAGUUGUGGAGGAAUUGUUGUCUUCAUGUUCUUUGAGACCACAUGAAGUAGCAUUAUCAGGAUUUCGGUGUUGUGGAAAGCUCAGAAAAGUUUGGGCCUUUGAGAAUGCGAUCUUUGCUGCUACUAUUAUUAAUGCAUUGUUUUUGCAUAGGUCUGUUCAUGAAAGUUUUCACAUGAUCAUACAUCUGAGGUACAGUAUAUGUAUUACCCAGAGGAAAAGAAGAAAGGGAUACUAAAUAGAAGAUAAGAAAUGGAAAGAGAAUGAGAAAAUAGUGCGUAGAAGAGAAUGGUCUCAAAUUGGUUACUUGAGUUGUUAAAACUUUUUGAGCUAGAAGUGGGUUCUCUGUUUCAUCCAGGUUUUUAAAAGUGAAAUCUGUGCAAUCAUUUAUCAAUACUCAUCUUAGCAGGAAUGCAAAAAAAUUUUUUGCACAAGUCAUCUCAGAAACUUCUCUAAUAUUUGUAGCAAAGCUCUUCUAUGUGUUGCAUGUGGUCUGGAUAUGGACCACAGAAGGCUAAGGGAAAUUCCUGGUGUGCUAUUUUGAAGGAAACUCAGUUAUAUGGAUGUGCUACAUCCUGGAAUUGGUUCAUAGAUAUGUUUCCUGCCUCCUGGUGAAUUGAAUUUUCUUAACUAUUUAGGUGAGUGAAUCAAAUUGUCAUCUCAUCUCAUUUUUACAAUAAGCUGGAGCUUGUUAAUUUAGAUUGAUUGCAAUUUUGUUGUUGCCAUAGCUCAUCUGUAUCUCUGAAGCGCUGCAAGAGGAUUUUUCACUCAAGGUCAUAUAUUGUAGUGCGUGUCAGGAAAUGGUUGAGUUUCUCUCAGUUGUAUAUUUGUAUUUUGCCUCAAAAUCUUCAAGUUCUUGUUCUUCUUCUUUUUAAUUGUUUGAUUACAUUUGAUAGAAGUCUAGUGUUCCCCCAGACUGUAAAUAGUUGAUAAGUACCAAAUGGUUGGAGAAUCUCCAUCACUGCAUGCUUAUAAACUUCAGAAGAUGCUGUAAGAUUGGGGCACAAUUGUCAUUUAGAUGACACAGCUUGAUAACUGCCAUUUCAAAAGUUACUUUGAAAAGUGCGAAGAAUUUUGAUC
This is a messenger RNA of Coffea eugenioides, 2268 nucleotides long. RefSeq lists its product as uncharacterized. Lineage: Eukaryota; Viridiplantae; Streptophyta; Magnoliopsida; Gentianales; Rubiaceae. The record is from RefSeq and is a predicted model, not a curated record. Bases 343 to 819 code for a protein of 158 amino acids. The transcript has a single exon.